This is a messenger RNA of Dermacentor andersoni, 3475 nucleotides long. It is a transcript of the gene Mmp1, whose product is annotated as Matrix metalloproteinase 1. Lineage: Eukaryota; Metazoa; Arthropoda; Arachnida; Ixodida; Ixodidae. Gene Ontology annotation, biological process: extracellular matrix organization; collagen catabolic process; proteolysis. Gene Ontology annotation, cellular component: extracellular matrix. The record is from RefSeq and is a predicted model, not a curated record. Gene Ontology annotation, molecular function: metalloendopeptidase activity; zinc ion binding.
CGCGCGGGGGAAAGGAGGCCCCUCAUAAGAGCGCCGGCCGACGAACGCGAUCGCAAAACAAAGCCAUGCGCCGCCGGGGACUAGUCGACGCGUACCGGCUCCUGCCGUCCACGAUGCUGCUGCCGUUCGUCCUCCUCGUGGCGUCUUCGCCAACUUUGCUCGCCGGUGCCGCCUCGGAGUCCAGCGACAUGGCCAUGAACUACCUGGAGAAGUUCGGCUACAUCGCUCCCACCAAGAACGGCACGGCGGCGCUGCGCUCUGAGGAGGCCCUCGUUGACGCCGUCAAGGAGUUCCAGCGGUUCGCUGGCCUCAGGGUCACCGGACGAGUCGACAACGAGACGGCGUCCACCAUGCAGCUUCCCCGCUGCGGCGUCCGGGACAAAGUAGGCUUCGGACUGGACGCUCGUCGGAGGAGGAGGCGUUACGCACUGCAGGGUUCCAAGUGGGCCAGCAACGAGCUCUCCUAUCGCAUCAGCAAGUACCCACGCCGCGUCAAGGACCGGGUGGCCGUCGACAAAGAGAUUGCCAGGGCCUUCAAGAUGUGGUCCGACGUAUCGCCGCUCACCUUCACGCACAAGAAGACGGGCCCCGUGAACAUCGACAUCCAGUUCGUGCGCGGCGAGCACGGCGACGGCGACCCUUUCAACGGGCCGGGCGGAACCCUGGCGCACGCCUUCUUCCCGCGCUACGGCGGGGACGCCCACUUCGACGACGAAGAGAAGUGGACCAUCGAUGAGUACACGGGCGUGAACCUUUUCCAAGUGGCGGCGCACGAGUUCGGCCACUCCCUGGGCCUGUCCCACUCGGACGUGCGACGCUCGCUGAUGGCGCCCUUCUACCGGGGCUUCGAGCCGGGCUUCCAGCUGGACCGCGACGACAUCGACGGCAUCCAGUCGCUCUACGGUGCCGUGCACAGAACGACCAAGACGCCGAGCAAGGGAAGCCGCAAGCCGGCGCAGCCUGGUCCCGACCUGUGCCAGGACGCCGCCAUCGACGCGGCCACCAGGACCGAGGACGGCAGCUCCUACGUGUUCAAGGGUGACUAUUACUGGAAGAUUGAGACUGACGGCAUAGCCGACGGUUACCCGAGGAGGAUAUCGGACGACUGGGGUGGCCUUCCAGGUCACAUCGAUGCAGCGCUGACGUGGUCCGACGGAAAGACCUUCUUCUUCAAGGGGGGGAACUACUGGCGCUUCCGAAACAAGCAGGUGAGCAAGGGCUACCCGCAGAAGAUCAGCGUCGGCUUCCAGGGCAUCCCGGACAACCUGGAUGCAGCGCUCGUCUGGAGUGGCAACGGAAAGACGUAUUUCUUCAAGGGCAACCAGUACUGGCGGUACGACAGCCGCAACGAAGUGCCCGUCAGCGACCGCUACCCGCAGCCCGUCAGCAAUUGGAACGGUUUGCCCGGCCACUUGGACGCAGCUUUCCAAUGGCAGAACGGCUACUCCUACUUCUUCAAGGGACCGCACUACUACCGCUUCAACGACAAGGACUUCGGGGUGGACAAGGGCGACCCGCCGUACCCGCGUGCCACUUCCGUCUGGUGGUUCGACUGCAAGGCGAUGUCCAGCGCCAUGGCCCAGCAGCAGGCGUCCUCUCGGCGGCACCCGGAAAGCGCCACGGCGCACGUGCUCGACCGCACCGAGGCACCGAUGGCUGCCAGGGUCCCGGUGCGCCCGCUGGGACUGCAGAGGGACGCCGCGCCAGAGGCGCCCGAACUCGGACCCGUCGCGCACGCCGAACCUCCGCCGCCAACCACAGUCGCCGCCGGUGCCAGCACCCUGGCCUCCGGCACCGCAGCGCUCGCGCUCCUGGCGGUUCCCUUCUUCAGGCCGCUCGUGUGAAGACCACGUCCGAGCUUCUACGGAACGCAGUGUGGGUUCUGGAGAUGGCUUGCGCCACAGUCGCCUUGCCUGCUAACCACAUCACAGGCAAGGCAAAGAAGCAGCGUUCCUGAGAGGGCAUUUCUGUGCAAGCCACACACGACAGUUGGUAGGACUGCUGCGGGAAGACGUGCCCAAUUGUUGUACACACGUUCACCCUAGUUCUUAAAGCGCGUGCUUCUCGAGAGUUUGUAGAUGACUAUGACAACGCUCGGAUGGCCGCUUGGGAAAAGCCUGGUACUUGCGCAGAAGGAGCCUAUGGGAUCAGUACCUUGCUCCGAUGUUGACGAUGUGCAAGCGGCCGAUGGAGUUAGGCACCGGGGAGCCUGCAAGGCGUGCUUCGUUUUGCAAUCUUUCUUGUUUGUAAAAGCUCAAGCGCCAUCCUAUUGUCAUGGUGUGCUUCGACCGGUGGGCUUGUUAUUUAAGCAUAAUUUCACCAGAUCGCAAAGUUCGCGAGUUCUGCAGAGACGAAGCUUGCGGACAACUUUGGCCAAGUAUCUGCUUUGUUGAAGAGAACGUGCCACAUCUCUCAAUUCGCGUCUUCAAGCGCCUCAUCAAGAUUUCGUGGUCCAAUCCCUUGUUUUGGAUGACACAGACACCCUCAUCUUUUUCACACGUGGACAGUUUUGUAGUGACAACUCAUGUGUGUGGUGGAGCCUCCUGACCGUGUCGGGAGGAGGUUGUGAAUUUGCGGCUCCUUCCAUGAAGAAACCGGACAGCCGAAAGUCACCUUUUCUUUAUUUUUUUUUCUUGCAUUUCGCUAGCGUUUCUCUUAUUUCUUACUGCUAGGUGAGUGGCGAAUUGGUUGAGGACUGAAAGAACUGUUUGUGUUCGUUAAGUGCGGUUCCCGAAAAGUGCUCCUCUCCUUUGUGGAAUCACGAUUCGUUCCGACCAUUCUUGAAAAUGCAUCGAGAGUUAUACAACAGCCUUCCCUCACUCUUACUCGUUUGGAGUAUAGCUCUGGCAGGAGUCAAGAGGACCGCUCAGCGUACAGUCAAUCUCAGUGUAACCGAUAUGUGAUAAGGCCCUCCUUUUGGUCAUCUUUUUCACAGUGCAAGUAUAGCUGCCGUGGAUCCGAUUAACUUCGAACUUCAACCUUAUCUUUGGCAGCAUUUUCGGGAGCGCGAGGAACGGAUAUGCGAAGGAUAGGCGGUUUCCUUUGUGUAUAGGAGCCGUGGCAACGCGGGAGCCGGAGUGAAAUGUGACAAGCGCGUGGCGUGAUAGUGCCAGGCAGCGAGCACCAGUACGUGUAGUGGUGCCGCCGCCAUUCACCAAAGACUGACCAAGAGGGGCGCAGGCCGCCCCCCCUGGCGCCCCCCCUCCCAUAUCAACCCCAACUCCCCAACCGUCCGGCUGGCCCGGGCUCUGCCCAGAAGGCGGCCGGACCCCAGGGCGCUCCCUAGCUACCGCACCCUUCACUCAUCCUCCGCUGUGCGUUUUGUUCCUGCGAGGACACCACUAAGGACCCGCGGCAGCGCGCUACGUCGUUUCAAUUUCUCGCAGCCAAAACGCUCGGAUCUCCCGCGGCGUUCGCCUCCCGACGACGCCCGUGGGAGUUGGUUGUUUAUUCAUUAAAGUCGUUUGCCAUUGUG